Stomoxys calcitrans (stable fly) is the source of this 1063-nucleotide messenger RNA. Its product is annotated as coenzyme Q-binding protein COQ10, mitochondrial. Gene Ontology annotation, molecular function: ubiquinone binding. The record is from RefSeq and is a predicted model, not a curated record. Bases 151 to 753 code for a protein of 200 amino acids. NCBI's taxonomy places the organism in Eukaryota, Metazoa, Arthropoda, Insecta, Diptera, Muscidae. Gene Ontology annotation, biological process: ubiquinone biosynthetic process; cellular respiration. The transcript has 3 exons. Gene Ontology annotation, cellular component: mitochondrion.
AAUCCUGACAUUUACUCUCAAAUUUUGAGAGCACAAAAAAUUAUCUGUUAUUUCAAUUCUCUUUGCCGAUGUCUAUUUUUGUUCCAUUUGUCAACUACUUCAUUUGUUUAUUAUUGUUGUUGAUUGUAGUGUAGAACAUUGGACUGGAUAAUGUUGAAAACAGCAGUUGCCUCCAGGUCACUCCAAUUUGGUCAAAAAAUUUCAUCAAGAGGUUAUGUUCAACAGCGUCAAAGCAGACUGUUCAACAUUGGCAAUAUCAUCAACAGAAAUCGUGGAUAUGAAAAAAAGGAAUUAUUGGGCUACUCAAUGCAGGAAAUGUUCUCUGUUGUAUCGGAUGUGAAAAAUUAUCAACAUUUUGUACCAUACGUCAAAAAAUCACAUGUACACACGGAGCGGAGCAAUGGCUUUAAAGCCGAUCUCAUUGUUGGAUUUCCCCCUCUUCACGAAGUUUACACAUCAAAUGUAACGCUACAAUCACCCACACUGGUGACAUCUGAAUGCACCGAUGGUCGACUUUUUGAUUACCUUCUUAACGAAUGGCGUUUUAGUCCUGGCCUGAAGGAUAUACCGCAGUCUUGUGUGUUAGAUUUCAAAGUGACUUUUCAAUUUAAAUCUUUAUUACACAGUAACAUUGCAAACCUGUUCUUCGAUUUGAUAUGUGACCAAAUGGAACAAGCUUUUGUGACAGAAGUGAGAAAACGUUACGGCGAUGCUUCUAUUAAAUCCCAUAUUUUGUCAUCGAAACGUUCAUGACCUUUAUGAAAUGAAUAAUUGAUAGAUAAGCUAUUGUUAUAUUUUUAUUUAUUAUCUAAGUUUAAUUUUUUUACCUUCAUACACUAAUUUGUUUUUUUUUUUUUGUUUUGUUGAACUUUUGUUUUAACGAAAUGUAAAUUUAGAAGUAUGUAUGUAAGCUACAUAUUUUCAAUAUUUGACAUUAAUGUAAUUAUUUUUUAACGAACGUUUCUGUAAUAUUGUAAAGUGUAUUGUUUAGAGCCAUGUGCUGAAUAAUGGGCGUAUAUUAACCAAAUAUAAACAAAGAAUAGUUAAUACUCGCAUAACUGUA